Messenger RNA from Dermatophagoides pteronyssinus (European house dust mite), 3267 nucleotides. RefSeq lists its product as uncharacterized. Gene Ontology annotation, molecular function: Notch binding; calcium ion binding. The record is from RefSeq and is a predicted model, not a curated record. Lineage: Eukaryota; Metazoa; Arthropoda; Arachnida; Sarcoptiformes; Pyroglyphidae. Gene Ontology annotation, biological process: Notch signaling pathway.
UCUUCAUUUGAAUGAAGACCGUUUUACAUUCAACGACAUUUAUAGGAUUGUGACCACCGAAUAAACGCAUCGAUUGUUCCUUAUUCAAAUGGCUAAUUUAUAGAUGAAUAACGGAAAUCAUCCUAUGAUCUUGUUACAUCUUUUUGUUUCAUUCCUAAUAUUCCAUAAGCUUAGACUGUGUUGUCUGUUCAAUAUGUUGACCACAAUCAGACUACCAAAUCAACCAAAACGUCGAAUAGUUUUUACAACAUUCGUCAUUAUCUUAAAUUUGGUAUCAAUUUUGGAUUGUCAAUCACUGCCAUAUACAACUAUUAGCGAUGGCCAACAAUGGCCAUCAGAUUCAUGGUUUCAUCAUAAUGAUGACGAACAAACUGCCCCAACAACUACAGGACCAAUAGUGGCCCUACUAAACAUGACAAACGAAGAAAUGAGUCAUCCAGGUUCGGUUGAAGAAUCAAACGGGGAAACAAUGACGAUAUUGCCACCAUUGUCCUCAUUGUUAUUAGAAUCAUCUACAAUCAAUCCAUUGAUCGGUCGUGACGGUCAUUAUGGUAUCGAUGCCGAAUUAAAAUGUCAAUCAAAAGACGAUUGUCCCGAACAUUCAGAUUGCGUUGACGAAUUCUGUCGUUGUCGUCAUGGCCAUUGCCAAAAUUCGGGUCAAUGUUUAGUAGUCAGUGAUGCUGAAGUGUAUUGUUUUUGCACUGGAAAUUUCAGUGGACCACGUUGUGAAUACCGCAAUCAAGCAUGUGGAUUGAAUCAUAAUUGCCAAAACGGUGCCACAUGUAGCCUUAAUCUAAUUGAGAACUCGACCAUUGCAAGUUGCCUUUGCCGACCGGGUUACCAUGGCGAUAAUUGUGAACAUAUUUUACACACAUGUGAUACAAUCAAUUGUCUCAACAAUGGCCAUUGUCAAAUUGGGUCCGAUGGUCUUGCCAUUUGCUUAUGUGCAGAUGGAUUCGAAGGAAAAAAUUGUGAACACAACAUCGAUGACUGCCCAAAGCCAAAUCCAUGUAAAAAUGAGGGCCAUUGUGUUGACGGAAUUAACAAUUUUACAUGCCAAUGCAUCCAGCCUUUUCACGGUACGAACUGUACAGAAUUAUGGGAUCCAUGCCAAUCACCAGAACAAAACCCAUGUCAAAAUGGAGGUCAAUGCGUAACCGCACAAGAUUUCCUAUCAUUCAAUUGUAGCUGUCCAUUAGGAUUCACAGGUGAUCAUUGUGAAAUCAACAUCGAUGAUUGUGCUCAACAGCACAAUUGUAGCGAUGGACAGAUUUGCAUCGACUUGAUCAAUGGAUUCCGUUGCGAAUGCCCGGCUGGUUUUGAGGGAGUCCGAUGCAAAGACCGCAUAGAUCAUUGCAAGCAACAUAAAUGUCAGAAUGGUACCUGUUUGAAUAAUUUGACAAAUUAUAGUUGUUACUGUGCAACUGGAUAUGAGGGCAAAUAUUGUGAACUAGAUAUAGAUGAAUGCGCAGUCCACCACCCAUGUGUUCAUGGAUUAUGUGUCAAUCAACCUGGUUCCUUCGAAUGUUAUUGUAGGCCUGGCUAUACUGGUCCGUUAUGUCAGCUGGACAUUGACGAAUGUCUUUCUGGUCCGUGCCAAAACAAUGGUACCUGCAAAAAUUUGCAGUCUACUUAUGAAUGCGAUUGUCCACUUGAAUAUUCCGGCAAGAAUUGUGAAAUAGAAGUCGAUGAAUGCAAAUCAAAUCCAUGUGAAAAUGGUGGAACCUGUACUGAUUUGAUCGGUGGCUAUCUUUGUCAAUGUCCGUCCGGCAUUCAAGGAUCACAAUGUCAUUUGGACGUCGAUGAAUGCAUUCAGAAUCCUUGUCAGAAUGGCGGCCGCUGUAUCAACGAGUUGGCUAGCUACCAUUGCCAAUGCCAGCAUGGAUUUGAAGGCGAUCAUUGUGAGCAAGAUGUUGAUGAAUGUAUUAAAAGUCCUUGCCUGAAUAAUGGCACCUGUGUAAAUAGUAAUGGCACUUAUGAAUGCGAAUGCCUCUCAGGUUACCGUGGUCAGCAUUGUGAGCACGACAUUGACGAAUGUAUUGAAUUAGUCAAUAGUGGAAAUGAUCCAUGCCUGAAUGGGGGUCGCUGCAUUGAUUUGGUAAAUGCAUUUGAAUGUAAUUGUACCGAAACUGGAUUCGAAGGUUCCCAUUGUGAGAAAGAAAUCGAUGACUGCCAACCGAUGCCUUGUUCUGAAUCUGGAACACUUAGAUGCGAGGAUUUGCACCUCAAUUACAGUUGCCAUUGUCGACCUGGUUUUACCGGCCAUCAUUGUGAGAUCGACAUCGAUGAAUGCGAAUCAAAUCCAUGCCAAAAUGGUGGUACUUGUCAACAAAAAACCCACGAUACAUCAUUGUUUGGACCGAAUUUUCGCGACAAAUAUGAACUAGACGAAUUAACCGUUUUGCGACAUGGUCAUCAAGCUGUUAGUAGCGGUGGUUAUACUUGUACUUGCGUACCUGGAUUCGAAGGCAUCGAUUGUGAGAUCAACAAAGACGAUUGCCAAAUCAACCAUUGUCAGAAUGGAGGCAUUUGUAUAGAUGAAGUCAAUUCUUAUUCAUGUCAAUGUCCUUACGGAUAUGAAGGCAAAAUAUGCCAAUACCUAAUCGAUCCGUGCAUUUCAUCACCAUGCCGGAAUGGAGCCACUUGUUUGAAGAAGAGUAACGAUUCGUAUAGUUGUGAAUGUUCGAUUGGCUAUUUAGGUGAACGAUGUGAUCGACGGCGUUCAUGUUACAUGCCUGAAUGUCAUCCAGAGCAUUCACAUUGUGUGAAAAAAGUAUCACAUAUGUCAAUGCAACAUACCCUUUGUGCUUGUUUGCCGAAUCCGUCAGGCUUAUAUAAUCGUUCGCUAUGUGAUCCGAUUUAUGAUUGCUCCUUGGCCACCGGUCUUUGCCAGAACGGCGGAACAUGUGUACAAUCAGGUCGUGGCUAUUACUGCAUCUGUUCAGACGAUUAUGAAGGAUUAAUAUGCGAAAAAAAGAAACGGAUUAACCUGGUAAUCAUAUUGAUUGCAUCUGUGGGCGCCAUAAUGACUAUAGCUUUAGCAAUCAUCAUGUCGAUCGUAUUUCGAAGCAUAAAACGAGCUCGAGCAACACGUGGCACUUAUUCCCCAUCCACACAGGAAAUGUUCGGAAAUUCUGCUGGAGAGAUUCUUAAACCACCACCGGAAGAGCGUCUCAUUUAAAUGCGAUGCUACUUUGUCAUUUGUACAUACAUGAAUUAUACAAUUAUGAGAAUGGUACAAACUCAAAUUGUACAUCCCUAUAUUAU